AUGGCACUAUCAAGAUUUUAUAAUUUGGAGCGUAAAUUAACAGCUGAUCCUAUCAUAUACGAGGAGUAUAAAGCUUUUAUGAACGAGUAUUUACAACUUGGCCACAUGAAACUCGCGCAAACUCCAGGAAACUACAUCAUUCCACAUCACGCAGUUGUCAAACGAACGAACGGAAAAAUUAAAUUAAGAGUCGUAUUUGACGCGUCUGCCACUACGUCCUCUGGAACAUCAUUAAACAAUUUGUUAUUUACCGGACCCAAAUUGCAAUGUGACAUAGCAGAUCUAUUAUUACGAUGUCGCUUUCAUGAAUAUAUGCUCACAGCAGAUAUAUGCAAAAUGUAUAGACAAAUACAGGUGUCACCAGCAGAAUGCUCUUACCAGCAUAUUUUGUGGCGCAACGAUCCAGCUGAAUCAAUACAGGAGUAUGCACUGUCGACAGUUACUUACGGAGUGUCCUCUUCUCCCUUCCAAGCCAUCCGUGUAUUGCAUCAAUUGGAACUGGACGAAGGUUCAAAAUACCCAGCUGCACAAGGAGUGUUAUCUAGUCAAACUUACGUCGACGACAUUAUAGCCGGAGCUGCCUCAGUCGAACAGAUCAUGACGUUGCAGAAACAGCUCAUCGGUUUGCUAGGUCAAGGUCAAUUUGAGCUAAAAAAGUGGGCAAGUAACUGUCCACAAGUUCUGCAAAAUAUCCCAAAGGACGAUCAAGUUGUGGAACUGUCAUUCGACCCAAAGGAUGAUUGUUCAAUAAAGAUUUUGGGGUUACAUUGGGACCCGGCAAAUGAUAUAUUCAGUUAUCAUAGUGAUCCUUGCGUCUCUCGACCUACGAAACGUUCAGUGCUAUCCGCGAUAGCUAAGAUCUAUGACCCACUCGGAGCCUUAUCACCCAUCACCUUUUGGGCUAAGUGCUUCAUGCAGAUUCUAUGGAAAAACGCUUAUGAGUGGGACCAACCGAUCAACGACGAACUAGCUUCUUCCUGGAAUUCAUUCUCUAGACAGUUACCUUCGGUCUCACAAGUUAAAAUCAGGAGACAUAUUCCUAUUGAACAGUGUACUGACGUUCAACUACUAGGUUUUUCCGAUGCAUCACAAAAGGGAUACGCAGCUGUUGUUUACAUGCGAUUGUCGUAUGCGUCAAGACCGGGCACAGUACAUCUACUUACAGCAAGGUCAAAGGUGGCGCCGUUAAAGAACAACCGUCUGGACGAGUCACUUUCCAUUCCAAGGUUGGAAUUAUGUGGGGCACUGCUAUUAGCUCAAACAUUGCAUCGUGUACAAAAUGCAUUAUCGUCAAUCACUCAUAUAUCCUCGAUUCAUGCAUGGACCGAUUCUACAGUGGUGUUGUCUUGGCUAACAACUCAGCAAGUUACAUUCAAAGUAUUUGUUACGAACAGGCUUAACAAGAUAGGUGAACUUCUGCCCUCGGGUCAUUGGCGAUACGUACCAUCAAUGCAAAAUCCAGCUGACUGUGUGUCCCGUGGCCUGCUUCCUACUGAGGCAUUAGAACACAGUUUAUACUGGGAUGGUCCGUCUUUCGUCCAACAGUCACCUGAUACUUGGAAAUCACCACAGUAUGAAAAAAUUCCCGUCGCUGAACUGCCUGAACAGAAAACCGUAGCAGAGACUUUGCACGUUAUUGUUACACCAACAGCGAACGACGAAUGGCUUGAAAAAUUCUCAUCAUUGACUCGUCUAAAGAGAGUUGUUGCUUACAUGAGACGUUUCAUCAUCAACGCUCGUCACAAGUCACUCCAGCGAAAGCCCACUCAUUAA
Molecule: messenger RNA, 1773 nt
Organism: Macrosiphum euphorbiae (potato aphid)
Lineage: Eukaryota; Metazoa; Arthropoda; Insecta; Hemiptera; Aphididae
Source: the annotation of a GenBank genome assembly